This is a messenger RNA of Thamnophis sirtalis, 843 nucleotides long. The record is from RefSeq and is a predicted model, not a curated record. Lineage: Eukaryota; Metazoa; Chordata; Lepidosauria; Squamata; Natricidae.
UUGGAGAAAAUUGUGAAAAAAAUUAUGCAUCGCGCCCAGAAUCUACUCAAGUGUGAGCGUUGCUUGGUAUUGCUUCUUGAUGACAUUGAAUCACCAGAAGUAAAAUUUACCAAGUCCUUUGAAUUGAUGUCUCCAAAGUGCAUUGCUGAUUCAGAAAAUAGUUUCAGAGACAAUCUGGAGAAACCAUCAGCAUCUUAUUCAGACUGGCUAGUAAAUAAUAGCAUUGCUGAACUUGUAGCUUCCACUGGCCUUCCAGUAAACAACAGUGAUGCUUAUCAAGAUCCUCGCUUUGAUGCAGAAGUUGAUCAGAUGUCUGGCUUUCACAUAAGAUCUGUACUCUGUGUACCUAUAUGGAAUAACAGUCACCAAAUAAUUGGUGUUGCUCAGGUGCUGAAUAGACUUGAUGGAAAACCUUUUGAUGAUGCUGAUCAGCGACUCUUUGAGGCUUUUGUUAUAUUUUGUGGCUUGGGCAUCAAUAAUACUAUAAUGUACGACCAAGUGAAAAAGUCCUGGGCAAAGCAGUCUGUGGCUCUUGAUGUGCUGUCUUAUCAUGCAACAUGUUCAAAGGCAGAGCUUGACAAAUUUAAGACAGCAAACAUCCCUCUGGUGUCAGAGCUUGGUAUAGAUAACGUCCACUUUGAUGAUUUCUCCCUUGAUAUGGAUACCAUGAUAGCAGCAGCUCUCCGGAUGUUCAUGGAGCUUGGAAUAGUUCAGAAAUUUAGAAUUGACUAUGAGACACUGUGUAGGUGGCUUUUGACAGUGAGGAAAAAUUACCGAAUGGUUCUGUAUCACAACUGGCGGCAUGCAUUCAACGUGUGCCAGCUCAUGUUUGCCAUGUUAACG